This is a messenger RNA of Geodia barretti, 852 nucleotides long. The record is from the annotation of a GenBank genome assembly. NCBI's taxonomy places the organism in Eukaryota, Metazoa, Porifera, Demospongiae, Tetractinellida, Geodiidae.
AUGCAGAUCGGAGCCCACGUUUCAUCCGCCGGUGGCAUCAGCAAGUCCAUUGACCGGGGCCUGGAAAUCGGCUGCGAGGCCAUCCAGAUUUUCGGCUCAUCCGCCCGGACCUGGGCCUUCAAACACCCGGCCGAAAAGGAAGUCGCUGCCUUCAAGGAACGCCGCGCCGAAGCGGGCAUGGGCGCCGUCUUCUUUCACGCCAUCUACCUCAUCAACCUCGGCAGCCCCAACCCGGAGUUGGUGGAGAAGGGAGUGCAGUCCUUGAUCAACUACAUGACCCUGGCCGCCAAUAUCGAGGCUGACGGCGUCAUAUUCCACCCCGGCAGCCACAAGGGGCAGGGCUACGACCAGGUAGCCGGCCAGGCAGUCGAAGCCAUCAAGCGGGUGCUGGACAACUCUCCCGAGGGCCCCUAUCUGUGCCUGGAGAACAUGGCCGGCAUGGGCCAGCACAUCGGAGCCAAGUUCGAGGAGCUUGGCGGUAUCCUGCAGGCGGUGGACAACCCCCGCCUCCGCAUCUGCCUCGACACUCAGCACAGCUUUGCCGCCGGCUACGACCUGACCACUAUCGACGGCGUGGAGGCCAUGAUCGCCCAGUUUGACGAGGCCAUCGGCGCCGACAAGCUGGCGGCAGUUCAUGCCAACGACUCCAAGCAGCUUUGCGGCUCCGGCGUUGACCGCCAUGACAACAUUGGCGAGGGCUACAUCGGCGAACAGGGCUUUGCCUGCAUCAUGGGCAAUCCGGCCUUCAAAGACGUUCCCUUCUUCCUGGAAGUCCCCGGCUUCGAAGGCGACGGCCCCGACCAGCAAAACAUAGACAUUUUGAAGAGGAUUAGGCAGGAAGUGGGGCUCUAA